Molecule: messenger RNA, 1629 nt
Organism: Miscanthus lutarioriparius
Lineage: Eukaryota; Viridiplantae; Streptophyta; Magnoliopsida; Poales; Poaceae
Source: the annotation of a GenBank genome assembly
AUGGCCGCCGCGGCCCGCCACGUCCCUGGGACGCGCCUCCUCGUGGCGCUCCUGCUGCUGGCGCUGGUCGUCUCUGGGCACUGCCUGGACGCGCACCACCGCGGGCUGAAGCGCCGCCGGCGAAAGCACGAGAUCCACUCCCCGAUCAAGACGGUGGUGGUGGUGGUGAUGGAGAACCGCAGCUUCGAUCACAUCCUCGGCUGGCUCCGCCGCACCCGCCCCGACAUCGACGGCCUCACGGGCCGCGAGUCCAACCGCCUCAACGCCUCCGACCCUUCCUCCCCGGAGAUCUUCGUCACCGACGAGGCCGGCUACGUCGACUCCGACCCCGGCCACGGCUUCGAGGACAUCCGGGAGCAGAUCUUCGGCUCCGCCGACACCUCCGCGGUGCCGCCCCCCAUGUCCGGCUUCGCCCAGAACGCGCGCGGCAUGGGCCUCGGCAUGCCGCAGAACGUCAUGAGCGGGUUCAAGCCCGACGCCGUCCCCGUCUACGCCUCCCUCGCUGACGAGUUCGCCGUGUUCGACCGCUGGUUCGCCUCCGUGCCCACCUCCACGCAGCCCAACCGCCUGUUCGUCCACUCGGCGACCUCCCACGGCCUCACCUUCAACGCCCGCAAGGACCUCAUCCAUGGCUUCCCGCAGAAGACCAUCUUUGACAGCCUCGAGGAGAACGGCUUGUCUUUUGGCAUCUACUACCAGAACAUCCCAGCCACGCUCUUCUACCAGAGCCUCCGCCGCCUAAAGCACCUCGUCAAGUUCCACCAGUACAGCCUCAAGUUCAAGCUGCACGCCAAGUUGGGGAAGCUGCCAAAUUAUGUGGUGAUUGAGCAGAGGUACUUCGAUUGCGAGAUGUUCCCAGCAAACGAUGACCAUCCGUCACAUGAUGUGGCAAGGGGACAGAGGUUCGUGAAAGAGGUGUAUGAGACACUGAGGGCCAGUCCGCAGUGGAACGAGACAGCCCUGAUUAUCACAUAUGAUGAGCACGGUGGAUUCUAUGACCAUGUACCUACGCCGGUCGUCGGAGUGCCCCAGCCUGAUGGAAUAGUUGGGCCUGAUCCAUACUACUUCAAGUUCGAACGGCUUGGGGUGCGUGUUCCCACCUUUCUCAUCUCACCUUGGAUCGAGAAGGGCACUGUGAUCCAUGAACCAAAUGGUCCACAGGAAACCUCACAAUAUGAGCAUUCGUCCAUUCCUGCAACAGUAAAGAAGCUAUUCAAUUUACACUCUAACUUUCUGACAAAGAGAGACGCAUGGGCUGGGACCUUUGAGAACUACUUUAAAAUCCGGAAAACACCAAGAACUAACUGUCCAGAGAAGCUGCCAGAGGUGACAAAGUCACUGCGACCAUUUGGUCCCAAGGAAGAUUCAUCUCUCUCGGAAUUUCAAGUGGAGUUGAUUCAACUUGCCUCACAGCUUAACGGUGAUCAUGUACUGAACACAUACCCAGAUAUUGGCAGGACCAUGACUGUCGGGAAAGCGAACGCCUAUGCAGAGGAUGCUGUCGCCAGAUUCCUGGAAGCUGGUCGGAUUGCUUUGAGAGCUGGUGCAAAUGAAUCUGCUUUGGUGACGAUGAGGCCUGCUCUCACCAGCAGGGCCUCAAUGUCCUCUGGUUUAUCAUCAGAGCUCUAA